This is a messenger RNA of Heterotrigona itama, 4598 nucleotides long. The record is from the annotation of a GenBank genome assembly. Lineage: Eukaryota; Metazoa; Arthropoda; Insecta; Hymenoptera; Apidae.
AGUUCCAUUAUAAACGCGUACAACGAAAGAAUGUAUUUUAGAACACAGUAGAAAUAUAAAUUAAAGGAACAGAUAAGAAUUAGUCCUCUAUUGAUAGUAAACGGAAUUGUCAAUCGUUUUACAUAUAUUUAUAGAAACAUAACAAAUACAUAAUAGCAAUGACUAAAAAUCGUCUCCAUAAUACAGAAGAUGAUAUAUCUUUUGAACCAAAACUAACAAGAGCAAAGGCCAAAGAAUUAGCAGCCGCUCAAGUUAAUAUACCAUGGCCAAUUACUCCGGUGAAGAAGACUUCAUCAGAAGUACAAGUGUUAAUCGAAGAAGAAUUACCAGAAGAUUCAUCUGAUGAAGAAUACAAUCCAGAGCAAGAAUCACCUGAUCCUCAGAUUGAUCCUGAAGGAAUUUUCAAGAUUCCUGGGAUUCCUUAUGUUCCAACAGAAGAAGAAAGUAUUGGUCAAAGAACUCGUUCAAAAGUUUGUUUAAGUGAAACACCUUUGGAACAAAUUGAACAAGCGUUCAUACCACCAGAUAUAACCACUGAUAUGUAUGACUUAGAUUGCGAACUAGAUGAAGAUUGGGAUAAUUUCUUAAAAGAAUUUACUCAACCAUUAACUCAAGAACCAAUAGUGGAAGAUGAUUCGGAAGCAGAUCCAGAAUAUAAUAUUUUAGAUGAAGAAACAGAGUUUUAAUUGUUCUGUAACAGAUUUAUUACCUACUUACAAAGAACCUGAACUUCUCAAUUCAAUGAAUUCAAAUCAACAAGAAUUGUUGGCAGUUCAAUUUCGACAACAUGUACAAUUAAUGGUGCAACAUUUUGCUAUGACAUAUAUGCAUCCAGACUUACAUUUGCAAUCAAAAACAUGCAAACAAAAUCUAAAUAGUAUAAAAUACUUGACUAAUGGACCUAAUUCUGCAUUCAAUGUGGCAAAUUUACCAGAUGCUUUAAAAUUAGUAUCUGAUUGGGAAAAUAAAUUUUUGGAUAAUAAAUUUUCUGAGGAUUUCAAAAAAAUUAUGACAGAUGAAGAAGCAGUAAAAAAAAUAAAUAAAUGUAAAUAUAUUCCUAAAUUUUAUCCAGAAUUACAAAAAUUAUUUAUGGAAAGUAAAGCUUUGAUGUAUCCACAACUCUUGCCUGAAAUGCCGUUCAGAAGUGAAUUAAAUAAGUUUAUGCGGUCUCCAUAUUUAAGAUCAGAAGAAAAUUUAAUUGCAUUGGGUUUAGAACAGUUUCUUCCUUUUGUUGCAUCUAAAUCAAGAAAAUUUAAGGGUAAAAAUCUUCAGUUAGCUGAUGCAGUAAAAUUAAUUAUUCAAUAUUUAGUACCAUGUAGAGAACCUGAAGGAUUAUUAUAUCACAUCAAAAAAUGUCGAAAUGCAAAAGAUGCAAAUCCAAUAAAACAUUAUUUUGAAAAGAAUUGUGCUCCUAGAACAAUACAUUAUAUAACGUUGGAAUGUGAUCUGAAAGCACCUAAAAAUCAAUCAAUAAAUCUGUUACCUUUAAUUUGGCAAACUUACCUUAAUAAUACGAAAGAGAGAAUUGAUAUGAUAAAGCGAAAACAUAAUCUUAAUUUGUAUAAUGAUAUAAAUAAAGAUUGUGUUAUAAAUGGAAAUGGAAAUAGAAACCAAAUUACUAUUUCUAAAGCUCACUUUCUUUGUGCACAAAACCAGCCUGUUAAUACAUUAUCACAUAUAUUACCUGCAAAUAAUACAUUACCAAAAAUAUUACCUGCAAAUCAGAAAACAACUAGAAACACAUUAAAAAAUAAUUUAUGCACAGAUGCAAAUGCUAAUUCUGAAGUCUUUAAGAAUAUAUCAAAUAAUGGAGAUAAUAUUAAAUCACAUAAUAUAUAUGCAUUAAAUAAAGAACGUUCAUUGCAUCAUAGUAAUUAUUUAAAAAUUAUAACCACACAAGAAGAAAAAGGGAACCAGAAAGAUAUGAAUGAAUUAAAAGAAGUUCAAAACGAUAUAUCCACAAAUUCAAUUACCUUAAAACAUUCGAAAUUUCCUAAAAAAUCUGAAAUAGUACAAGAAUUACCUCAAUUGCGGAAGACUACUCCUAGAUUAGCAAAAACAAAAAGUGCUCAAAAUAUGAAAUUAAUGGCUCAAGUAUUAGGACCAAAAGGUUUAUCUAAUUGCAAUGCCUUAAAAUCCAGAGAAAAAAAUGAUGUAAAUAAAAAUAUAGAAAAAUCAUCAGAUUCGUCUAUGCUUGACAAUGAAGAUGAAAUAGCAGAACUAAUGUUAGCUAGCACGACUAUUAAAAAAGAUUAUAUUAGUAGAAAGAAAGCUAAAGAAGCUAGGGAAUUAGAAAACAUUAAAAGACUUUUGGAAUCAGAAAAUCCAUUAAAUGAAGAAGAAAGAAGUUCAAAGUUUGCAGCAUCAUACUUUCAGAAAUUACACUUGACAUUAGAAUCUAAUAAUCCAGCAACAUUACGGUCCGUAAUAAAAUUAUAUUUAGAUUAUUAUGAAAAAUUAGAUAACAUUAAUCAGAUGGAAAACGAAUUAUCAUUUUCGAGCUCAGCAAGAUCUUUGCAUACUGAACGAAUUAUGAGAAAAGCUGCAAAAGAUACAAUAACUAUUAAUUUAUAUCACGAUAUAUGUAAAAAUUUACGGGAAUAUCCUGAGCUUUGUACAGAUUUUUUAUUGUUUUUGAAACCACAUCAAGCUGCAAUGCUGGAUAAAUCAGUAGAGUAUACAAUGCUUCAAAAGAUGAAUGAAUUUGUUAAUGUAGCUCAAAUAUAUUUUGCUAAACAACCUUCUCGGAUAGCAAAAAUGAUGCAAGCUAUUACACAACUUUCAUCUAAUCCACAGACAACAUUAGAGCAUAUUCAUGCAACUAUGAGUUCUAUACUCAAAGGACAUCCUUUGAUUAUGGAUUUAUUUUUACAAAUAUUACCAACUGCUAAGCCUCCAGAAAGUUUGUUUGCAUCGCACAUGUUUGAAAACUUAACGUGUCCAGUGGGGCCAUAUGAUAAAAGUAAAAUUUAUUCCGAAGAUGCACCUGAAUUAUAUGAAAAUAUAGAACUGCCUGUCUUAUCAUUUCAAGAAGAUCCUUAUGGUGGAGAAAACUGUAAAUGCAACUGUCAUAGUAGUGAUGAAUCCAGUUAUAAAAAUAUUUCUGAACAUUGCGUGUCUUGUGGCACAAGGUUCCUCAACGGGAAAAUUUACCUUCAAACAUCUGAAGGUUUAAGACCUGCAAAAAUUAUUUUUCCUGGAGCUGAAGAAGAAAAAUUGGAAAAUAUUGCACGUGUAUCUUUAAAAACUACUGAUAAAUUUGCUUUAUCCAUUUCAUCCAAACAACGAAAGAAGUCUUCAAAGAAUGAAUUUCAUGCUGAUGAACAAUAUCAAAAAUCUUGCAUAGUAAAAAAUUCACCUGUCAAAGAAAACGAAGAAGGAGAAAAAUUAAUUAUAAAAGCUAAAAGGACUAUAAAAUCUCCAUCAAAAUCUACAGAUCAGAAAAAAGACUUAAAAAGAUCUAGGAAUGAAUUGAAUCAUAUAAAUAGAAAUACGAAAAAAAUGCGUAUAUCUCAAUGUAAAACUAAAAAUGAGAAAAAAAUUGACAAACAAGAAAUAAAAUUGGAAAAUUCAAAUGUCGUUCCUGAUGUGAAAUCGGAUGAAUGUUUGUUUGUCAAUUAUAAAAACUCUAAGGAAAUAAUAGAAAAUAAUACGUCAGAUGUGGAAAUAAAAAUGUCGAAUGAUAAUGUAAGCAAGAUUGAUUCAUCUCAUGAAAUUAACAAUAUUGUUGAUUCAAAUACUAAUCUAAACACUAAGUCAUGGACACGACAGGAAGAUAUGAUUCUAUUGCAAACUGUUAAAAAAGAAUAUUCUGAAAAUUCACUUGUUUUGGUUAGUAAAACAUUAGGAAAUCGUACAAUUGAUCAAGUAAGUCUGUAUAUAUUAUACUCUUGAAUAUGUAUAUUAUUAAUUUCACUUUAUUCUCUAUUUUGAAUAUUUAUAUUAUAUAUUUAAUAUCUUUCUAUAGGUCAAAGAAAGAUGCGAAAUACUGCUCUCUUUAUUAAAAAAAAUGAUGUAAUUAUCUUUAUUUGAAAAAGAUAUAAUGUUAUUAAAUUUUAGUUCAAAAUUCCACUGAGUAAAUAUAUGCCAAAUAAAUAUGUAAUGAUAAAAUAUGUAUUUUACGAUCUAAAAAAUCAUCAGCUUUUAAAUUAUAAACUUGUUUCCGCCAAUUAUAUAAAUGACUUCGUGUUACAAAACUCAUAAUAAGAAAAUCCAAAUAUGUAAAUAGAAAUAAGCAAGUGCGAACAAUAUUCAACUAAAUAGCAGUACAUGCAUGUAUGGAAAUUAGGGUAUGAAAUUAGAUUAUUUAUAAUUCUUAUAACUUUAAUUUUUCAAUUUUAUAAAAAACUAUGUAUUUAAAUUUUUGCAGCACGAAAAAGCAGUAAUUGAAAAUUAAAAAAUAUAAAGGAAAUAUAUUUCAUUAUUUAUUUGAUUGAACAUGUUACAGAAGAAUAAUCAUAAAUUAUGAAUUAAAUAUAAAAAUAUAAAUUAUAUUCCUUUUCAAUUUUAUAAAAUCUUAUAGAAAUAAAUAAAAUGAGUUUAUGAAAAGAACUGUUUUUAAAAUAUUAUUAAAAUUUAUUUAGAUGUGUAUUUCAUAA